ACUUUUAUUGGUUGAUGCUAUUUCACUAACUGAUGCUAUUUCGUUGGUUGUUGCUACUUCGUUAAUUGUUGCUGCUUCGUUGGUUGUUGCUGCUUCGUUGGUUGUUGCUGCUUCGUUGGUUGAUGUUACUUCGUUGACAGCUUCUAUAUCUUCAUCCGCUAUAAUUUCUGCUUUCCUAGAUUUCUCAUUUGUGAUUCUUACUCGUUUA
Racocetra persica is the source of this 208-nucleotide messenger RNA. Lineage: Eukaryota; Fungi; Glomeromycota; Glomeromycetes; Diversisporales; Gigasporaceae. The record is from the annotation of a GenBank genome assembly.